GGUCAGGUUAUCAAUCACAACAUUAAGUUUGAUGAAACAUUAAUGAAGUUUCAUCAAGACUGGGGACCUAUUACUUCUAUUUCAUUUCACACAGAUGGUCAUCCAGUAAUGGCAGCUGGACGCCCAUGUGGCCAUACUGGACUCUGGGAUCUAGAAGACAAAAAAGUUAAUCGAUCAAAUGAGAAAUGCACAUUCUACAGCAAUUGCCGGAGUGACAUUUCUCCAUAGAGAGCCACUUCUUGUCACAAACGGUGCUGACAAUGCUCUCAGAAUAUGGAUAUUCGAUGGUCCCACAGGUGAAGGCCGGCUUUUGCGAUUCAGAAUGGAACAUAGUGCUCCUCUUACCAAAAUAAGAUAUCAUGGACAAAACGGACAACAAAUUCUUAGUGCAAGUCAGGAUGGAACUCUUCAGUCCUUUUCCACGAUACAUGAAAAAUUUAACAAGAGCUUGGGACAUGGAUUAAUAAGUAAAAAGAGAGUCAAACGUAAAGGAGUUCAGAAUGCCGCGUCAGUGAGACUUCCACCCAACACAAAGUUUGCAGCUGAGGAAGCUCGUGAAAGUGACUGGGAUGGUAUCAUUGCUUGCCAUCAAGGUAAGCUAUCUUGCUCAACCUGGAACUAUCAAAGAUCUACAAUAGGUGCUUACUCUCUCAAGCCAAAAGAGCUGGAGAAAGAUGACAUAACUGCGACAGCAGUGGAUAUAACUUCUUGUGGAAACUUUGCUGUAAUUGGUCUCUCAUCAGGAACUGUAGAUGUAUAUAACACGCAGUCGGGUACACACUGAGGAAGUUUGAGCAAGGAUCAAGCCCAUAAAGGAUCUGUUAGAGGUGUUGC
This is a messenger RNA of Hippopotamus amphibius kiboko, 834 nucleotides long. RefSeq names its product WD repeat-containing protein 36-like. The transcript has a single exon. The record is from RefSeq and is a predicted model, not a curated record. Gene Ontology annotation, cellular component: small-subunit processome; Pwp2p-containing subcomplex of 90S preribosome. Lineage: Eukaryota; Metazoa; Chordata; Mammalia; Artiodactyla; Hippopotamidae. Gene Ontology annotation, biological process: rRNA processing. The coding region runs from base 179 to 784 and encodes 201 amino acids. Gene Ontology annotation, molecular function: protein binding.